CCUCAUUUCUCUCAUCUCUCUCUCUCCGCUCACUCCUCGAUUCAACUCGAUUCAUCCUCCUCCCCAUCUCCACAUGUCGCUAUAACACGGUGUCAUCUGUCUUUAUCUCCUCAUCGCCCCUGCUCUCUCUGUCUCUCUCUUCCUCUCUGUCCACGUCUUUCUUCUGCUCCAACCUCUCAACUUGACUCGUCACAGAGCUCCAUCUCAUUCCAUCACCCGCUCUAGACAACACCAUGACCACCGCGCUCGAGCCCUCGCCACCCCCGCUUGUCAUUCAGCGCACCGGCGACUCUGGUUGCGCGAGCGACACCACUCACACCACAGUUGACACCCUUCCAUCAAGUGUCGACGGCGAUGAACCUUCCCCUCUGAAAGACACUCUGCGCAGGAAGUACCAUCGCCAUGUGAGCCGCUCCGCAGCCAAGCGUGACAGCGUUGCCACCCUCCCCUCAAUCCGUGACCUCCAGCUCCACUUCUCCGGCGGCGGCGUGGUCCAUCGCGACGGCGUCGGCGUAGGCAUUCGCGCAUCCCCCCUCGGCAGUGUAGCGGAGCGAACCGAGAGAAAGCCAUGGAAGAACGUCGCGUUGAACCGCAUUGCACCGAGCGAUGCGCGCAAGGAGGCCAAUAUGCUUGCGCGCGAUGUCUCGGCCACUUGGGCCGCAGAGGGUGCGCCCUCCGAUCUCCGGAAGGUGUUCGUCGACACAGCUGCAGCGGUGCGCCGCAUGCGCACUCUUGCCUUGUCACUGGCUUCCGCGGGCCGCCGCGUCAGCACGCCCCGCGCUCCCGCGAGCUUUAGUGUGCCUUCCCGUCCGACGGGCGUGGGCGCUGCGCCGCGGUCCGUUUCAGCACCGAUCCUCGGAAUUGACCACGCUGCCCCUCUGCGCCGCGCGGCGCUCGACGUACUCGGCCAACUCCGCACUCUCGAGGAGCGACUGCGCAACAGCCUUCCCAUGCUCGUCGUCAAUGGCGAGCUGGCCGACUCACCGGUGCAGGAUCACAUCCAACUGUCCCCCUCGGCGACGAGCGGAGCGAGCUGCGCCGACGAGUGGUCCGAGGACGAAGAAUACGACAUAAAUGAGGCAGCGCGGAUUGCCGAGGCGACGAGCUCACGCCCUCCAUGGGAGGAGCGCAUCGUCGCGGACGCACACGGCUACCGCGCGGUUGGAGACGAGGAGUGGGCGGCUGAGAGUGGAGCAGCACGCGACGCCGUCGUCCGCUGGGUCGAAGUCGUGGGACGUCUGUUCCGCGAGGCACCCGCUGGCCCAGCGGAUGAGUGGGCUGGGCUCGAAGGCAUAGAUCGCCUUUACGCCUUCCUCAAAGCGCACCUUUCACCCGAACAUGCCGCCCUCCUUCCCUCCCCGGGUGACGCGCUGCUAGACCGUCUCAGCGACGGCUUCCUGCUCGCUCACGCCUUCAACGCAUAUCUUCUUACUUCGACACGACCAUGGGGCUUUGUCCCUGACGAGGACCUUCACGACACGCUGGGCGCCGAAGAAGGCGAAUGGACCUUCCGCCGGGCCGAGAACCUCACUAGCUGGGCUGCUGCUGUGCGCAUGCGAUUCAAUAUCCCCAUCGCCAUGCCAACGCCACCGACUGCGCCCAAGGCCGCCGCACAGGCAGCGCUCGGCCGCCGCCGCAGUAUACAGGUCAACGAGUUUGAUCCCCUUGUGGUGGCGAAGCGUGCAGAUGGUUGGGAACGCAUGCUUCGCACAAUCAUUGACGCUUGGAUGAUGGAAGCAGCGCGCGAGGUGCAGAAUUGUGCCAAGCCGAUCGAGGCUGGUGACAGUGAAGGGGCUGUAUAAUAUGAUGGGCACAGCAGGUACGCAGACAAGCGCCAAAGGCGAGGCAUAGAACAGACAGACAACCGACAGAGGAGAGGCGGAAAGCAGCAUCAGUAUCCGGCAUUCAAACGGCUAUCAGCCCACGCCCCACAACGACACGAAAUGAAACGAUCCGGGCCACGAUGUAGAGCCCAACGAAGCCAUUACCUCAUAUUCUAGAAAAACGGAUGCAUCUAUGCGGCACA
Molecule: messenger RNA, 2026 nt
Organism: Cutaneotrichosporon oleaginosum
Lineage: Eukaryota; Fungi; Basidiomycota; Tremellomycetes; Trichosporonales; Trichosporonaceae
Source: RefSeq, a predicted model, not a curated record